GUAAUGUAUCUAAUCCUUUAUUGCAUUAUACAUAUUUCGAUUGCUGUUUAAACAUUAAGAUAAGUACAAGAUUAAAAUGCUUUAUGUUUGGAUGGUACAAGAGCCGUAAGAUGUUUCUAUAUUUUAGAGUUAUUAUUUUGAAUAAGGAUAUGGAGAUGGAGCAGAUAAAUAUUUAAUAUUUUAUGAGGGUGGAGGAUGGAUUUAAGGAUUUGAUGAAGCAGAAAUGCUAUAAUAGGCUUAUGAUCGUUCAAAUACAAAUAUGGGUAGUUCAAAGUUUUCGGCAGCAACAACUUAAAUGGAUGGUUUAUUUAAUAGAAAUUAAAAUGUUAAUCCUUAUUUUUAUAAUUGGAAUACAAUAUUUGUAAAUUAUUGUGAUGGAACAGGACAUUAAGGAUAUAGAGCUUAGCCUUUAUAAAUUAAAGAUAAGUUGAUUUAUAUAAGAGGAGAAUUAAUAUUUAAAUCAAUAUUUUAAGAGCAUCUUACAAAAUUGACUAAAGCAAGUAAAAUUUUAGUAUCUGGUUGUUCAGCAGGAGGAUUAGCUGUAUUUAGUUGGAUAUAAUAUAUAAAAAAUCAUUUACCUAGUAAUGUCUUAGUGUUGGCAGCUCCAGAUUCAGGUAUUUUUCUGGAUUUACAACCAUAUGAUGGUGCUUAAGCUGCUAGUGAUAGAAGAUAAAAAUAAUAUCAUAAACUUGCAAAUGAAGAAGUAGAUCCAUUAAAUGAAUAGUGUGUAAAAAGCUAUCCAAAUGAGAAAUGGAAAUGUCAUUUUGCUUAAUAUCUAAUAUAAUUCAUCAAUGUGCCUAUAUUUUUUAUGCAAUCUUUAUAUGAUACAGCUUGCAUUCCAAAUAUAUUACAUAUUUAUAAUGCUUGGGAUUAUACAUUAAAAAGAUGUGAUUACAAAGAGAGAUCUUGUAUAGAGGCUAUGCGUAAAUAGAUUAUAAAUCUCAUUAAUGAUAGAAAAUUAGCAGAUCCAAAAACUGGGGCUUUUGGAGUAUCUUGUCUUGAACAUUGGUAUUAAAUAUAGUAGUAUUUAUUAUAGCUUUACUUAAAAAUCAAUAUUUUAUACUCCAAAUUGGGCUAUUCCAAAUGGAUCAUAAUGGACUAUUGCUAAUUCACUAGGAUAAUGGGUACAAAACUUAGAAUUGAAUAAUAUGCAUGUUGAUAAUGUAUAUUGGCCAGAAAAUAAUGGAUGUUCGAAUAUUUGA
Molecule: messenger RNA, 1202 nt
Organism: Paramecium pentaurelia
Lineage: Eukaryota; Ciliophora; Oligohymenophorea; Peniculida; Parameciidae
Source: the annotation of a GenBank genome assembly